AUGAACCAAAUACGAGCGAUACAGGCGCUGAAUAAGAAGGAGAUUGAAAAUGGAAUCUCCCCCGAAGCCUCGUGGCAUACCGACUACCGGGACACGGCCUACGUUUACUUUGGCGGCCUGCCAUACGAGCUCUCCGAAGGCGAUGUGAUAACCAUAUUUUCGCAAUUCGGCGAGCCUGUAUUUCUGAAACUUGUGCGCGACAAGGAAUCGGGCAAGUCCAAGGGUUUCGGAUGGCUCAAGUACGAAAACCAAAAGAGCACCGAUUUGGCUGUGGACAAUCUCGGCGGCGCACAAGUCGGAGGACGUCUGCUCCGCGUAGACCAUGCACGGUAUUCUAUGCGCGACGACGAAGACCAGGACGAGUGCAGAGUUGGCUGGGAGGACCUCCAGCGCAAACAAGGCAAACCGCUGUCCGAGGACGAAAGCAGCGAAGACGAAGCGCCUCAACGGCCGAUGCUGCAAGAAGAGCGCGACCUGGCCAAGUUGAUACAUGAUCAUGACGACGAUGACCCGAUGAAGGCGUUCCUCAUUGAAGAGAAGAAGAAGGAGGUGCAAGAGGCGCGCGCGCGAGCCGACAAGAAGGAAUCGAGGCACAAGCACCGGUCGCAUAGACCUCACAGGUCUAAACAUGACGACGAUGAUAGAAGACGGUCUCGGCGUGAUGAAAGUGAUUCUGAGCGUCGUCAUCGUCAUCGAGGCGAUCACCGUAGCGACAGACAUCGGGAUGGAGACGAGGAGCGCCAUAGGGGAAAAAGGCACGACGACAACUCGAGAGAGCAUAGAUCCCGGCGCAGGGAUAAAGAUGAAAAAGAACGGAGCCGCGAUCGGGACCGCGAUCUAGACAGAAGACAGCACGACCGAAGACAAAACGACGAACGCCAGCACCAGACACACAUAAACAGAAAGGACGAGGCAGAGAGGGGCCACAAGCGAAGGCGACGCAGCCACUCUCCGAGACGCAGUGAAGCAUAA
Molecule: messenger RNA, 972 nt
Organism: Cordyceps militaris CM01
Lineage: Eukaryota; Fungi; Ascomycota; Sordariomycetes; Hypocreales; Cordycipitaceae
Product: RNA binding domain protein
Exons: 2
Coding region: 1-972 (323 amino acids)
Biological process (GO): mRNA splicing, via spliceosome
Cellular component (GO): precatalytic spliceosome; catalytic step 2 spliceosome; U2 snRNP
Molecular function (GO): RNA binding
Source: RefSeq, a predicted model, not a curated record